AUGGAACUGGAUCAGUCUCUGGAUGCGAUUAUUGCUUCUAAGCCCAAAGGCGGCAUUCGUAAGAGAAGACCUCGUCAAAACAAGCCUAAAACGCCAGCUGGAAAGCAGCAGACGACAAAUGCCGUAGCCGCCAUCAAAACCGUUAUUUCGGAAGAAUCAAAAAUUAUUGUGUCUAACCUGCCUACGGACGUGACCGAGGCUCAAAUCAAGGACCUUUUUGUGCAGUCAAUCGGCCCCUGCAAGCGCGUUUCGCUCGCAUACGGUCCUAACGGUCGGUCAAAGGGUAUUGCUACAGUGAUUUUCUCGCGUCCUGGUGACGCAUCUCGCGCGUUUGAGCAAUACGACGGCCGUAUGGUUGACGGAACGCGUAAACUGAGAGUCGAAAUUAUCCUGAAUCCAGGCAAGCAGUUGAACUCCUUGGCUGCACGUGUUGCACCCUUAGCCAAGACAACGAAGGCAGACUCGAAGAAAAAGCAGGCCAGAAAGCCCGCCAACAACAACAGACGUCGUAGAGCACAACGUCCAAAGAAAUCGGCUGAAGAGCUGGACAAGGAGAUGGAUGACUACUUUACCGGCGGUGAAGCUGCUGCUUCCACAAACACGGAAAACAAGGAGUAG
This is a messenger RNA of Schizosaccharomyces japonicus yFS275, 618 nucleotides long. Its product is annotated as RNA binding protein Mlo3. NCBI's taxonomy places the organism in Eukaryota, Fungi, Ascomycota, Schizosaccharomycetes, Schizosaccharomycetales, Schizosaccharomycetaceae. The coding region runs from base 1 to 618 and encodes 205 amino acids. The record is from RefSeq and is a predicted model, not a curated record. The transcript has a single exon. Gene Ontology annotation, molecular function: nucleic acid binding; RNA binding.